Molecule: messenger RNA, 1277 nt
Organism: Fusarium odoratissimum NRRL 54006
Lineage: Eukaryota; Fungi; Ascomycota; Sordariomycetes; Hypocreales; Nectriaceae
Exons: 2
Coding region: 259-1185 (308 amino acids)
Biological process (GO): cytosolic ribosome assembly; ribosome biogenesis
Source: RefSeq, a predicted model, not a curated record
GAGAAAGGGGAGAAUGGGUCAUUAUAAGUGGUAAAAUUUAAUAAAUGGUUACGAGGUAUGAUACAUAUCGUUAUGACUCAAAAGGUAUGACGAAGGCCUUCCUAUCUUCUUUAUUGAAAAAAGUUCUGGUAAAUCUAGAAGGUGAAAGUGCCUACUGUCUUUAUUAACUACCUCAUUUCUACUCAAGGCUCAGCAACUCAUCGCAGCGUCCUCUGUUUCCCUUCUAAGUUCUUCCAUCUCAUAAAUAAAUCGCCUACCAUGUCUCGCCUGAUCCAACAACCAUCCAACCAAAUCAGGCUCACAAACGUCUCCCUCGUACGCCUCAAGAAGGGAAAGAAGCGCUUCGAGCUCGCCUGCUACAAGAACAAGGUCCUCGAGUGGCGAUCCGGUAUCGAGACAGAUCUCGAUAAUGUUCUCCAGAUCCCAAACGUCUUCCUCAACGUGUCCAAGGGCCAAACGGCGCCUCGUGAGGAUCUCGACAAGGCCUUUGGCAAGGGCAAGUCCACAGACGACAUCAUCCUCGAGAUUUUGAAAAAGGGCGAGAUGCAAGUCGGCGAGAAAGAGCGCGCGGCGCAGACAGAGCGGGUGCACAACGAGGUUGUCAGCAUAGUCGCCAGCAAACUGGUCGAUCCGAGAACCAAGCGCGUUUACACAUCUGGCAUGAUCGAGAAGGCUCUUGACAUGCUCAGCUCACAGGCUCACACCGCGACACCCGACAAGAGCGCUGCCGGAAGUGCUACUGGAACACCUGCGACUGGAGAAGCGGGCGAAGCUAAGCCCAGGGCCCAGCACAACUGGACGGGCGUUAGCACGACCAAGAGCGCAAAGAGCCAGGCUCUUGAAGCUAUGAAAGCUCUCAUCGCUCAUCAGCCCAUCCCAGUAGCGAGGGCACGCAUGAGGCUUCGUAUCGCCUGUACCACCAACGUCCUCAAACAAGCUGUGAAAGGAGCAAAGGGGGCCAACAAGGAAGAAGACGGCGAGCAAAAGGCCGUGGGCACAGUCAAGGACAAGAUUCUCAGUUACGUUGAGCAAGUCGAGAGUCAAGAUGUCGUUGGUUCGGAAUGGGAAGUGGUAGGCUUUGUAGAACCUGGGGCCUUUAAGCCCCUAUCUGACUUUAUUGGCAAUGAGACCAAGGGACAGGGAAGAGUUGAGGUUUUGGAUAUGGCUGUCACGCACGAGGAUUAAGUAACAAACACACUUAAGCAGUCAAAAGAGAAAUCAUGAUACCCUUGCCUAGAAUCAUCCAGUAUCUUUUCCUUUCCGUAGCGAUACCCAUG